This is a messenger RNA of Scomber japonicus (chub mackerel), 1560 nucleotides long. RefSeq names its product ciliary neurotrophic factor receptor (gene cntfr). Gene Ontology annotation, molecular function: cytokine binding; cytokine receptor activity. Gene Ontology annotation, cellular component: membrane; external side of plasma membrane; signaling receptor complex. Lineage: Eukaryota; Metazoa; Chordata; Actinopteri; Scombriformes; Scombridae. The transcript is spliced from 9 exons. Gene Ontology annotation, biological process: cytokine-mediated signaling pathway. The coding region runs from base 1 to 1080 and encodes 359 amino acids. The record is from RefSeq and is a predicted model, not a curated record.
AUGGCAAACCUUGUGACAUCUUUGUGCUGUGUAGUUCUGGCCGCAGUGGUGGUAGCCUACGCUCAGAGACGCAGUCAGCUUGCUGGCAGAGUCCAGUACGAGCGAAUGGGCAGUGAUGUCACCAUGCAGUGCGGCUCCCUGGACAAUGAUGCAUCAGUGUCAUGGAAAGUGAAUGGGACAGAUGUGAAGGCCCAGCACCAUCUAGAGGGCCCUAGACUGAUGCUGACCCAAGUGGGCCUGGGCCACAACGGACUCUACAGCUGCUUUCAAAACCCGCACGGAGAGAGACGUGACACCAUCAUUCUUCACAUCGGCAUUCCUCCCCGAGAUCCCACAAUCACCUGUCGAUCCAACACCUAUCCCAAAGGCUUCUACUGCAGCUGGCACCAGACACACCCGACGUACAUCCCCACCACCUUUGAAGUGGACGUUCAACAUAACCAGCGCUCACUGGAGGUGCAGAAAGAUCCGGUACACAAGAAUCGCUGUCAUGUACGUUUUCCUGAGGUCUUCUCCAGUUACCCCUACACAGUGAACCUGACAGCAGUCAACGCCUUGGGGAAAGCCUCAGCAACCACCUCUUUUGAAGAAUCCAACAUAGUCAAACCAGACCCACCAGAGCGUGUGACGGCAACCCCGAUCCGUUACAACGCACGGAGGCUGGAGGUAUCCUGGCAAAGCCCCGCCACCUGGCCAGACAUCGACAACUUCCCUCUGAAAUACUUCCUUCGAUACCGGCCACUCAUCCGAGAGCAGUGGCAACAUGUGGAACUUUCUGACAGCACCUCCCACACCAUCACUGAUGCCUAUGCUGGGAAGGAAUACAUCAUCCAGGUGGCUGCCAAAGACACAGAGAUUGGAACAUGGAGUGACUGGAGUGUUGCUGUGCAUGCUACACCCUGGAUUGAAGAGCCUGUGCAGAUCACUUCCACGACUGAAGUGGACUUUACUGAGACUAAGACCUCCCCCAUCCCGUCCUCCAACGCACCACAGAAGGCUGAACAUCCAGUGGGCAGAGCUGCCAAGGUCCUCACAUUCUUCUCUCCUUUGCUGUUAGGAAUGCUGCUGCUGUUCAUGUGAUGUAAAUGUCUUAUUCCUGAAGGGAGAGGUGGAUGAGGAGGAAGAAGAGGAAGAGGAGGAGGAGGCUGGUCUUUUUUCUAUUUUGCACAUGUUUCAAGGAUACAGUGCAUUGCUCAUUUCUGUCCAUCACACAGUUACUCACCGAGAUUACUUAGAUACCAAGACGAUGAUAAUGCGAUUGAGCAUUUUUGAAUAAUGGUGACAAAGAAAUUCUUCAGAGGACCUUUUGAAAGCGUUGGCAUCAUCAUCCUCAAUGACAGCAGCAAUCAGAGCAGCAGCAACCACAACAAAGACAUAAACAGUCUUUUAAUACCCCCUGGUGGCUUUGACAGGCCACAGCAGACUGAUUUGUUUGGGAAUCUCCUCAUCAGAACAAGAAAGUCAACACCUCAGAUGACAAAAAGUCCCCUAAAUACUGUUGUGCUCUUAUCUUUUUUUAAUAAUUUCUCUUCAUUUUAAGUUUCCUUUGAAACUGUACAC